Mercurialis annua (annual mercury) is the source of this 973-nucleotide messenger RNA. RefSeq names its product acid phosphatase 1-like. The transcript is spliced from 3 exons. The record is from RefSeq and is a predicted model, not a curated record. The coding region runs from base 33 to 815 and encodes 260 amino acids. Gene Ontology annotation, molecular function: acid phosphatase activity. Lineage: Eukaryota; Viridiplantae; Streptophyta; Magnoliopsida; Malpighiales; Euphorbiaceae.
ACUUGACAUCCAUACAAAUAAAUAUACCAACCAUGGCAUUUUUUCAAAUCUUAUUCCUUUUAACAAUCCUAGCAACCACCUCCCAUGGCUCAUCAGAGUCGACCAUCCCCCACCAAAUCCAUCUUCUCCGGCCACAAUCCGGUUCCUCUGGCCACCACGUUCCCGGUGCAUCCUGCCUGAGCUGGCGGCUCGGGGUGGAAAUGAACAAUAUAAUUGGAUGGAAAACGGUUCCUGAAAAAUGUGAAGGGUACGUAGGACACUACAUGUUAGGUCACCAAUACAGAAAAGACUCGAAGGCCGUCAUCGAGGAGGCCUUUCGUUACGUCGAAAGCUUAAAGCUCGACGGAGACGGGAAGGAUGUUUGGGUUUUUGACAUUGAUGAGACUACACUCUCUAAUCUACCUUACUAUGCUCACCAUGGAUUUGGGAUGGAAGUUUUCAACGCCACAAUGUUCAACAAAUGGGUUCUGACAGGCAAAGCUCCAGCCCUGCCAGAAUCUCUGAGCUUUUACAAGAAACUAGUUUCACUUGGGAUUAAGAUUGUCUUCAUAACUGGAAGAGCUGAAGACCAAAGAAUUGUCACCACAAACAAUCUCAAGAAAGCUGGUUACCGCCAUUUUAUGAAGCUUAUACUCAAGGCACCAUUGUACACAGGUAAGACAGCAGUGAUGUACAAAUCAAAUGAAAGGGCAAAACUUGAGAGCAAAGGAUACAGAGUGAUUGGGAACAUGGGAGAUCAAUGGAGUGAUAUCUUAGGCACAAAUACUGGCAAUCGUACAUUCAAAUUACCUGAUCCCAUGUACUACAUUAGUUAAAUUAUUAAUCUCAUUAGUUUAUGUAGUAAAUUAUGGGACAUGUUAUUUUCAAGUUUUUUUUUUGAUAACCGGGGAGGAGGAGUGUUUGUGAGAAAAUUGCCGCUCUACGCUUAUAGCAUUUGAGUUAAAAUUUAUUGGUCCAACUUAUUUAUUUUCAA